Messenger RNA from Necator americanus (New World hookworm), 432 nucleotides. RefSeq lists its product as uncharacterized. Lineage: Eukaryota; Metazoa; Nematoda; Chromadorea; Rhabditida; Ancylostomatidae. The transcript has 6 exons. The record is from RefSeq and is a predicted model, not a curated record. The coding region runs from base 1 to 432 and encodes 143 amino acids.
AUGGAUGGAACGUCCUCAGGUGAUGAGGAUGAUCGCAGACCAAAAGCAACCUUCCGAUGCGCUAACGUGUCGGCGUUACCCGCACGUAACGAAGCUGAUGUUGGUCGCGAAAGCGGGCAAAAUGCACAGAGAAAAGACUGUGCUCCUACUUCUUCUCAUUUGCUUGCUUUUGAUGAAUUUGUUAGUGGAAGCUUGUUUCGGUGGUGGUGGUGGUUGUUGUGGAAAGUAGUUGUAUCACGUACAAUGAAAUUUGAAGAAGUUGUUCUGCCCAAGAAGGUCCACAUAAACGAUUUUAACGAUGUCUUUAAGUAUGGUUAUCUUCACGGACGAGAAAAGUUCAAUUUGAAUGGCAUGGAUAUCGACAUUAUUGGAGAGAUCUGCGUAAAACGCCCAUGUUCUUCUCGUGCCGCAACUUCGGAGGCGGUUCAUUGA